UCCGAUGGACAAGCUUGUACGCUACUGCUUUACUACAGCUGAGAGAACCCCAUUGUCUGAGAUUUUACCCUCCUCAUUGGCUCUUCCUUUGCCAGCAUCUGACAGCUGGAAUGGCUCCUUGCAUAUGAUGCCGAACAAAAACUCAAGAGGGCCUGUGACAACACAACCAACUCGCGCUAGUGGUGUCACAACCACCAUCACAACCAUCGUGCGUACUGGAGGCAACUGGUCCACUGGCCUGUUUGAUGUCUGCAGCGACAAAAGAGUCUGUGUCUGUGGUUCACUGUGCAGCUUGUGUCUGGAGUGCAGUAUUGCAAGCCGAUUCGGGGAGUGCUUUUGUUUCCCUCUGCUGCUGGGUUCCACCUUGGCCUUAAGAGUUGGCACCAGGGAGAGUCACAAAAUACGUGGAACCCUGUGUGAAGACUGGAUGGUAGUUCAUUGUUGCUGGCCUUUUGCAGUCUGUCAAAUGGCCCGGGAAAUGAAGAGGAGACCUACAUUCCAGGUCUACGAAAUGCACACAUCUCCUCCUCCUCCUCCUCCAGUUGAAGAUGCCCUUGUUUGAAAACCUUCAGAGGUGAUUGGCUCAUGAUGCUUCUUCCUCUUCCCCUUGCAAUGACAAAAUUGGUUAUAUUGUUAAAUAAAUAAUGCAUUCA
This is a messenger RNA of Lacerta agilis (Sand lizard), 653 nucleotides long. RefSeq names its product PLAC8 like 1 (gene PLAC8L1). The transcript has 4 exons. The coding region runs from base 5 to 562 and encodes 185 amino acids. Lineage: Eukaryota; Metazoa; Chordata; Lepidosauria; Squamata; Lacertidae. The record is from RefSeq and is a predicted model, not a curated record.